AUGUCCGCCGUGGAAGCCCAUGUACAGCAGCUCACGGUGACGGAGCUGCCCUCCUCACUGGCUUCGAUCCUGGCCCGAUUUCCCAACCUGAGGCCCGCCAAGAAGGCCCCGAAUGAGCCGAGGACCCCUUCAAAGGGGUACGGCGUACAAUCCACCCAGCGCCAAGCCCUGGCGCAGGGCCUCGUCCUGCUCAUGCAGCGAGCGUCCGACCUGGACACCCCAGACCUCACCCAGCUGUGCCGCAGCGCCCUCCACCAGACUUUUCAGCGGGAGCCGUGGAUGUGGUCCCUGCUCCUGCAGCGGCACGCCGACCUGGUGCUGGCGCACGCCGGCGCUGCCAGACUGCUGGCGGGCGUGCUUUCCUCCCUGCCGGACGCCAUGCAGGCCAGGGCCCUGGAGUCGCUGGCGGGGCACCUCCAGGCAGCAGCGACAGCGACGGCUGCGGCCACGGGAGCGUCCGCACGGGAUGGCCUGGAACCCUUCCUGGCGCUCGCCCUGAAUGUCCUCGAGGCUGGGUUCCCGGGAGGCUUGAAGGGCGGCGGGAGGGGGGAGGCUGAAGAGGCCCAAGAUCCUACACAGGACACAACUCAGCCCCCCGACUUCCGCCCCAGCCCCGCCUCCGCGCCCGCCCUCCGCCUGAUCCUCGUGGCCGGGACGGCCACGACCAGCCUGGGACGCCGGCGGGCAAUCCGGGCGCUCGCCGCGCAGCUGUCCUGUGCCGCCACGGUCGUGCGCAUCGUCGGCGCCUGGGGUGAGGGCCGGGCAGCGCAGCGGGCGCGGCGCAUCCAGGCCCUGGCCCUGCUGCUGGCGGGGGACUGCGCGGGCCGCGCUUUCCAGCCGGUCACGGAGGAGGCAGGGGCUGUGCAGGGUGCCAGGACCUCGCUGGCCGCGCUUUCCACCCUCCUGGCGGUGCACUGGGAGCUGGCGCAGUACCUCGCCGCGCUAGGCAGCCGGAGCUCCGACGUGGUCGACUGGCCGCCCCCGCUGCGAGCACAGAUCUUGCGGCUGCUCCUGGACCCAGACGGCGUCGGGGGCCGCCAGGGGCCCCGCAUCGGCCUGGCGCCACCGCUGCUGGCCCAUGCGCUUGGCCUCGUGGCUCAGGGCCCCCUUGCGACCGGUGGAGACCACGCUGCGCAUGCUGAGGCCCUGCGCCUCGUCUGGCUGGGGCACUGCGCCUGCAUCCAGGCGAGCCCGCCCUCCCCGGGCCGGAGUGGAGCCUCCGGCGAGCAGCCGGACUCCGACUCCGGGUCUCUCCCGCCGGCGCGGGUGCUGAUGCGCCCCACCCCCGACAUGGGCGAGGAGGAGCGGGAGGCCAUGUGGGCGGCCUACAUCGCCGACAAGGAGUCCAUGCUGGACCUGCUGGGGACCAGCGUGGCCGCGCCGUGGCAGGGCGCCGGCGCCGCCUGCCUGGGCCUGGCCCUGUGCACGCUGCGCGCCUGUGACGGCGCGGGGGAGGUCUAUGCCGGGGACAAGGUUGGGGCUGCGAAUGGACCCCUGGCCUGGGUCCAGGCCCUGCUGCCCCCACUCGAGGGAAGUGAUGCCGUGGCGCUGGGGGUGCAGGCCGCGCUGGGCCUGCUGGGCUUCCAGAGCCGCAAUUGCUGGACGGCCGCCAUGCAGGGGGCCUCCAGUUGCCCGCUGGGCAUGGUGGGGCUGACCCUGGCCCUGCACCUCCACGAGCUGGUCACGCGACGUGCACGCUGGGCCGCGCCGGUGUGGCUGGAAGCUGUGCUGAAGCUGCUCUGCUGGCUGAUGCCACUGGCGCGACAGGAGGCGAAGCAGGCUGCUCUCGCGGAGCGGGUGGCUCGCUAUGCGCCGCUGGCGCUGCUACCAGACAUCCUACGAGAGGUCCUGAGUAGCAGCCGCCUGGGCCCAUCCAAUCUCACCCCAUCAUCCGCUACUGCCCUCCUGGACCUGGAACCGACCCCGGGCAGAGCCCCAGAGCUGGCGGACAAGGCUGUGACAGUCUGGGCAUCACUGGCCUGGCUCGCCUUCCAUGCUGCAGGGCAUGCAGACUGCACGGAGGACCCCUUGCCGGACUGGGUGGUGGAAGAGGCACUCGACCACCCUGUGGUGGGGGUCCGGGGCGACACCCUCCGCGCUGCCCUGGAUUGGCUGUUCCGCCGCCUGGCGGCGGCGGCUGCGGGAUGGACGGGGAUCGCAAUCUUCGCGACGCCCGCAGACCCACAGACGGCGGACGACGCGGCAGCGACACCAGCUACGACGGCUUUGGCCCUGCUGCCGGUGUGGGACGUGGCGGCCACCUGUGCGUGCGAGCCGGCGGGUCGCCCCAUCGUGCCCGGCGCUGCCCCGCCGGCCUCGCUGGUGAGUGGCGCCCUGGACCUGAUGGCAGCCUGCCUCGCCUGCGCCCGCCGGCCGCUCGCCCGCCUGGCUGCCGAGCUGGAUGCGCUGACCUGCGCUCAUGCGGGGCGGGGAAGCCGGGACCCGCGCGCCGCCACCCCGCCCCACGCUGCGCACGCUGCGGCGGAGGUCCUGGCCCUGAGCCUGGAGCUGGCCGGCAGGGUGGGGGGGUGCGUCGCGGUACACGAAGCGGCGGCGCUCGAGGCGCGACGCCUGCUGGAAGAGGUGAUGGGGCUGCAGGCGGCCUGCGCCGAGCUCCUCCGCACCUGCCCCGAGGCCUGCGUGGCGGCGCUGGCCUCCACCGCCGACGCGGCGCCCCGCCUCUUCGACCCUGGGGAGCCGGGCGGCGCGGACGGCGCGGAUGCCAGCCCCGCGCUGGCCAGGGUGACUAACCCUUAUUUGAAGGCCGUGCUGUGUGAGGAGGGGGGCGAGUGCGUGGGCGAGGGGGAGCUGUCCGACCUUGAGGACUUUAUCGUCGCCAACCCGGAGCGAGACUAUGGCUCCUUCAUCGGGGCCCAUUUCCCCCGGCCGCACGAGAGCGAAAGCGAGGAGGGCAGCGGGGAGGGUGCCGCCCCACCACAGGACCAUGACUGA
Auxenochlorella protothecoides is the source of this 2952-nucleotide messenger RNA. RefSeq lists its product as hypothetical. NCBI's taxonomy places the organism in Eukaryota, Viridiplantae, Chlorophyta, Trebouxiophyceae, Chlorellales, Chlorellaceae. The record is from RefSeq and is a predicted model, not a curated record. The transcript is spliced from 11 exons. Bases 1 to 2952 code for a protein of 983 amino acids.